AGCUACGAGUUGGGUUUGCACAGGUCCCUUAAACUAUUUCUGAUAAUUUUUAAAUAUGAAGUGAAUACCACUUUAGCUGAUUCAGGGUCGAUUCGUGUACCCAAAUGUACUCGUUGUCGUAACCACGGAGUUGUGUCCUCUCUCAAAGGGCACAAACGCAAUUGCCGUUGGAAAAAUUGUCGCUGCCCGGCUUGUUUAUUGGUCGUUGAGCGCCAACGAGUAAUGGCAGCUCAAGUCGCUCUAAGACGAAGACUGAUCGAUCAACCGGAUAGCGUUUCGUUGAACACGCUCAAGCACGGGAAAGAUAAAGCAAAGCCCCACCCCACACAUGAUCAGGGAGGAUUUGUGCUUCGUAUAGAAAAAUAA
Molecule: messenger RNA, 366 nt
Organism: Echinostoma caproni
Lineage: Eukaryota; Metazoa; Platyhelminthes; Trematoda; Plagiorchiida; Echinostomatidae
Source: the annotation of a GenBank genome assembly